Lizanozyma spartinae is the source of this 3522-nucleotide messenger RNA. RefSeq names its product 1-phosphatidylinositol 4-kinase (gene LSB6). Gene Ontology annotation, biological process: endosome organization; phosphatidylinositol phosphate biosynthetic process; Golgi organization. Gene Ontology annotation, cellular component: trans-Golgi network; lysosomal membrane; endosome. Gene Ontology annotation, molecular function: 1-phosphatidylinositol 4-kinase activity. The record is from RefSeq and is a predicted model, not a curated record. The transcript is spliced from 5 exons. The coding region runs from base 1 to 3522 and encodes 1173 amino acids. NCBI's taxonomy places the organism in Eukaryota, Fungi, Ascomycota, Pichiomycetes, Serinales, Debaryomycetaceae.
AUGAGACUCCUGCAAUAUACCUUUCUCAUUGGUUUAACAGCCCUUGGAGCUGCUUAUCCUAUUGGGAAUACAAAGGAUAUAUCUCCUCGUUUAGAGUUAUCAGGUUUGUUUGCUCUAUUCAAUGAUAGUCUCCCAAGCGAUGUUAAAGAUGACAUUAAUCGUCUAAAAGAUAUGUUCCAUGAAGCUGUUGCACCCAAAUAUGCUAUGGUGAAAAGAGCUGAAAGUACUAAAACUAUCAAUUGGGAUGGUCUUCUCAAUUUACUUGGUCCAUCCAGUUUCUCCGCGGAAUCUAAUACUGAAACCACUGGUGCAUCCCUGACAAUCGACAGUGGUGUUUCGCUGACACUUGAAGUCUAUUUCUGUUUCUUUGACGCUGCUACUCCAUUCUCAUUGUCAAAUAUUACUUCCAUCAAUAGUAACACUUCUUCUGGUACUUUUGACCUGCUUGUCUUAUAUGCUAACUCAAGUGGACUUAUCUGGACUGUGUUAGAUCAAGUUGUUGAUAAUCCAAAACUUGUGUCUAGUGCUUCAAAUUACACGGCUGGUAUUAUUGGCAAAGUUCUUCAACAUCCUCCUAACUUGACUACUAUUUAUACUGGAGCUUCAAAUUCAAACAUAAAUAUAACAGGCAUCAUUGACCCACUAAUGAAGUCUGGAUUAUUGAGUUCUCUUGCAGACGGUCUCUUGCUAGACGACAAUUUCCGUCCUAGAUUGGCAGAACUUGUCAAUAGAGCCGGUAGAGCAAAUACACCACUUUUGGAAUGGGUUAUUCAUGAUCUUCUUGCUCCCCCCCAAAACAAAAAGAGAGGGUUAUUCGAUGGAAGUUUGACUUCAUUUGUGAUGAAUUUUGCUGGUUCAGUUAUCAAUAGUGAACUUUUUAUGGGAGUUUUUGGCGAUGUGGUCAACUCUUUGAACGACACAGGAGUGGCUGUAUAUGUUGUCAAGAGGUUUUUGGAAGAAGAUAAAUAUGUCAAUAUGACUGCAGACUUUUUUGAACAAGUGACCAAUUCACCUAAAAUAGAUUGGGGAGAUGUGAAGAAUAUCAACGCAAAGGCAUUGUUAAGUGAAUUACUUAGUGAUCCUGCAAAGGUAUUUGAUAUGUUGGGCAAGGUAUUGAACAAUGGUUCUACACAACAUGUUUAUUCAGCGUUUUCUAAAUAUUUUGGAGCUGUGAAGAAACUUAUUGUGGAGAUUGAAGGUGACGGACUCUUUGAUUAUUUGAACAAGACAUUGUUCCCAUCUGGUACAGCAAAGGCCAUACUGAGUGCGACAUCGACCGCUAAAAAGGAGUCAAACAAACAACGAGUUGCCAAAGCAUUAAAUUUCAAGGAAGUAACCGUGGGAAGUGCCACAAUAACUGUAUUGCAGACAGCCACAGCGGAAACCAGUUUAGUCACUCCGGAAUCUUCAAUGGCAAACUCAGCUAACGGCCGACUGGCAUUAUCAGCCUUUGCCAUAGGGUUGCAGGUAUUACUUAUAAAAGGACAAAGCAGUAUUAAUGAGACGGCGGCGAUGAAUAACAAUUUACUGAGGUCUUUGAAUGAUAUCUCUGAAUUUGAUGAUACUCGAGGAGGAGGUCACCAAAAGUAUCUGAUACACGCUCCAGGAGUAGACCUGGAUGAUGAAGUAAGGUACUACAUGUCGUCUAAGGUGAUCAAUAAUGGCACGGGUGCUUGUUUACAACCCGUGGAAGAAGGCUCUGGAGUAGUUGUACUGGAACCAGUAUCAAGGAGACUGUCAGAAGGGUUCAACAAGUAUAUUAGAACAGCCGUGAAUUGGGCCCUGUCGCCAUUGAAAUUAUCUCAUCAUCAUCAUAACCAUCAUCAUAAACACGAAGAAGGUUUAUAUUGCAUCGAGUAUUCAGUUUUUAAGCCAUUAAACCAUAUUUUCAGAAUAGAGAAUGAUUUACAUUUGGAAGUAUUCCGCCGGAAGUUGGCCAACUAUCAAGAGAGAGCUUCCUUGGGUAGUUCUGUUGACCCAACUACCAUGGUAAGUAAACGGGAAUUUGAUGAGUUGGUAGAUAUAGUCAUAGAAGGUAUAGAGGACCACCCUCCUGCUCGGAUAUCCCAAGGUUCAAGUGGUUCAUAUUUUAUAUUUGGACCAGAUGGUACAAGAGUAGCAGUUUUCAAACCUAAAGAUGAAGAACCAUAUGGCCCUUUGUCACCUAAAUGGUCUAAAUGGAUGCAUCGGACAUUCUUUCCAUGUUUCUUUGGUCGUUCAUGUUUAAUUCCAAAUUUAGGUUAUAUUAGUGAAGCAGCUGCUUCAACUAUGGAUAAACUAUUACUUACAAAUAUUGUUCCCUAUACUGGUGUUGUUUGGCUUAAAUCACCUGUAUUCUAUUACAAUUAUUGGAAGAAGGGAACACUCCCUCCUAAAAUUGGAAGCUUCCAAUUAUUCCUUAAUGACUAUGUUUCAGCAGCUGAUUUCUUCAAGAUGCAUCCACUACCUAAUGAUAUUAGUACGUUGCCCAUGAAUACCACCAUGGCCUACAAUGAUAAGCAGUUCAAAUGGUCCAAGAAAGUCAUUAUGCAAUUUCGACAUGAGUUAGAGAAAUUGGUUAUUCUAGAUUAUGUUAUAAGAAACACUGAUAGAGGGUUGGACAAUUGGAUGAUAAAAGUUGAAUGGGUGGAAGUCUGUUCUUCAUAUAAUGAUGAUAAUAAUAAUGGCCAGAUAUCUUCGUCAUCUCUAUCAACAAGCCGAAGUAAUUCACCACCAGAAGUAUCCAAAAGAAGGUAUGAACCAAGAUUGAAAAUUGGUGCUAUAGAUUCUGGUCUAGCAUUUCCCUGGAAGAAUCCAGACGAAUGGCGACUGUUCCCGUUUGGUUGGCUCUUUCUUCCUUAUUCCAUAAUUGGUCAACCAUUCACGACUACAACCCGUAAUCAUUUCCUUCCGUUACUUACCUCAAAAUACUGGUGGGAAAAGUUAGUGACAGAACUCAAGGCAGUGUUUCAAAUCGAUGCAGACUUCAAAGAAAGAAUGUGGCAUAAGCAAUUGGCAGUUUUGAAAGGUAAGGCAUUCAAUGUGGUUGAGGUGCUUAAACUUAGUUAUGCGGGUCCUUUAGAAUUGACCAGGCGUGAAGAUUUGUUAGUAUGGGAUGAUAUUAGAAGUAUCCCUCAAACUUUAACUCGUGGAAAGGGAGGAGGAGGAGGAGGAAGAGGAAUUAGUUUUAAUGGUGGUACUACUAGUGAUUAUUCUGAACCAUUACUGACUCCACAUCUCCCUCCUACACUGCCUUUGCUACCAUAUGCGGAGUUUGACCCCCGGAAGAAUACUCAGGACUGCGACACGGAAGUAGUUAUGUCUUCAGGUUUGUCUCUACCUGCAUCACCCCAAACUGUUAGUGACGUGUUUGCUGAUCCCAGCAAUGAAAAUACACCAUUACUAAAUGAGGUUAGUGGGUUUGAAUACAAUAUGAGGAAUAAUUUGUUGCUGGAUGAACUGCUUAUUAGACAAACUCGUGAAUGUGUUAUUGAAAGGAUUGAAGCUGUUUAUACACGAGGACCAGUAUUCACCUGGUGUUAA